AUACGCUUGUCUUCUUGCGCGUUGAUAAUUAAUUUGAAAAAAAUCUAGGUAAAAACGGACUGUUUCCGCGUAAUUUUAUAAUAUUUCGAUACAUCGAAAGACUCUACACCGUGUUCCGGUGGUGAUUUCCGGAUAGAACAGCCAUAUUCGGAAAAAUCAAGGCGAAAAGAUUGCUGCUGAUAGGAAGACAACAACCGCCGGCCACCAUCGUCUACCUACUACACACAGCCCAAUCCCCGGAACUGAAAAAUGGCCAAGGUGCACAUAACCAACGUCGUGGUGCUGGACAAUCCGAGCAGCUUCCUGAACCCGUUCCAGUUUGAGCUCACCUUCGAGUGUAUAGAAGAGCUAAAAGAGGACCUCGAGUGGAAAAUGAUCUACGUGGGAUCGGCUGAGUCGGAGGAAUUCGAUCAGGUUCUGGACACCAUCUACGUUGGCCCCGUCCCCGAAGGGCGUCACAUUUUCGUAUUUCAAGCAGACCCGCCAAAUGUCGCCCGAAUUCCCGAACAAGAUGCGGUUGGCGUGACGGUCGUCCUAUUGACCUGCUCCUACCGAGGGCAGGAAUUCGUGCGAGUAGGCUACUUCAUCAAUAACGAAUAUUCCGAACAAGAGCUUCGAGAGAACCCACCAGCGAAACCGUUGUUCCAUCAGAUGACUCGAAAUAUCCUCGCCUCAAAACCCCGCGUGACAAGGUUCAAAAUCAACUGGGACGAUACGCCGGCCAAUGGAAGUGGAACGACCAGCGGAAUGGAAGAAGAAGCCGGAUUGAAUAUGGAAAAUGGGAUCGAGGAAGCUCAAAUGGAUGCUGCUACCAGCACUGCCAGCACCGUUGCCGAGAUGAUGUCCGAGGUGACGCAAGGCGACAGUAGUCAAACGCUCCCGCGGGAGUUUAACGAAAAUUCAAAUUCACUGGCGAUGGAAUGUUGAGGUCAGCUUCAACGACCGUCCGGGCGGGCAGCCUUAAUUUCCUUUUUUUGCCUUCUAUGUGUUUCAUUUGAAAAUUGUAGGCUGCUUUGUAUUUUACUUGACCCAACCGUCCUGUACAUAUGAUGGUCAUGGGUUUCACUCAAUCUCACUGGUUCACUUUCUUAUGAUUAAUAAAAGUAAAAAACCGGAAUGGUCUUAGCUUUUUUUGUCCUUGAUUUGUUUUUCGUCGAUCUUGUUUUCCGUGCUGAGCACCAAAGCUACCGACGCUAGGGAGGCAGCUCCCACACCCGGACCCUACCUAUCGA
This is a messenger RNA of Ochlerotatus camptorhynchus, 1232 nucleotides long. RefSeq names its product histone chaperone asf1 (gene asf1). The record is from RefSeq and is a predicted model, not a curated record. The transcript is spliced from 2 exons. Bases 250 to 927 code for a protein of 225 amino acids. Gene Ontology annotation, molecular function: histone binding; ribonucleoside triphosphate phosphatase activity. Gene Ontology annotation, cellular component: chromatin; nucleus. Gene Ontology annotation, biological process: DNA replication-dependent chromatin assembly; nucleosome assembly; nucleosome disassembly. Lineage: Eukaryota; Metazoa; Arthropoda; Insecta; Diptera; Culicidae.